This is a messenger RNA of Rhagoletis pomonella (apple maggot), 651 nucleotides long. RefSeq names its product protein ALP1-like. Lineage: Eukaryota; Metazoa; Arthropoda; Insecta; Diptera; Tephritidae. The coding region runs from base 1 to 651 and encodes 216 amino acids. The record is from RefSeq and is a predicted model, not a curated record. The transcript has 3 exons.
AUGAGGAUGGAGAAAAAUAUUUUUGACUUGCUCCUUAAUUUAAUCAAGGAGCGCUUAACGAAGCACUCCAACAGGCCUUAUAUUUCUGCCGAAUGUCGACUCUACCCGACCCUUGCGUAUUUGGCUCAUGGCGGAAGCAAGCAGCUAUAUUCUUCUGCGUUCAAAAUUGGACUCUCGACAACGAAAGAAAUUGUUUCGGAAACGUGCGAGGUACUUUGGGAAGUUUUAGGACCGAUAUAUUUAUCGAUCCCGGAUGAGAACGAAUGGAGACGAAUCGCCAUUGAUUUUGACGCAAUGUGGGAUUUGCCUAAUUGUGUAGAGGCCAUUGACGGCAAGCACGUAAAUAUUACUUGCCCGCCAAAGUCUGGUUCUUUGUUCUACAAUUACAAGGGAAACUUUUCGAUAAUUCUUCUGGCAGCCUGUGACGCCAAUUAUACUUUCACGGCUGUGGACAUUGGUGCAUACGGUUCCCAAAGUGAUGGUGGCGUUAUGUGGAACUCGAUCUUCGGUGAACUUUUGUAUAAGGAGCAAUUGGAUCUUCCAAAGCCAGAAGUUUUGCCCGGAACCAACAAAAGUUUCCCACACUAUUUUGUUGGAGAUGCCGCAUUCCCAUUAAAGCCAUUUUUGAUGAGACCUUAUCCAGUUUUAUAG